Molecule: messenger RNA, 1717 nt
Organism: Perkinsus marinus ATCC 50983
Lineage: Eukaryota; Perkinsozoa; Perkinsida; Perkinsidae
Exons: 1
Coding region: 8-1717 (569 amino acids)
Molecular function (GO): metal ion binding; ATP binding
Source: RefSeq, a predicted model, not a curated record
CUAACCAAUGACUCUCAGUUUUGACGAAGCGCUCGAAGUCGCUAACAACAGGCCCAACGAGGGAGCAUGGCAGUCGCCCUUGGCCAGACCUCAUCAGCGGUCCCCCAGCAUUUCCUCUCUAGAUGGUAUGUGUCUAGAGGUCGUCGAAGAUGGCCAACUCAACCUCGACCUGUCCACCCCGUUCAUGGCUGACAUGUUCCUUGGGACGUCCAGCCUCCCCGAUGCCAUGACCCCUGAGGAGCGCAGGAAGGUUGCGGCUGAUUUGGCUCCAACGGCCACCUUCGAAAUGGUCAAGCAGAUUCCUCGACAACUUCUUGAACACGAUGGGGAAGAAGGUCAAGCACUGAGGCAGCAGCUACUCCGUGGAUCGACUGUCGCUAUGUUCUGUGCUGGCUACAAGGGCAAGAAGUUUAUUUACCAGAGGGCGGCUGAGCUCGGUGUGAAGGUCGUCGUUAUUGAUGGUGAGGACUCAUGGGCCGAGGAGAUGGUCGCUGAGCAGAUCAUCGCCAAGUUCAUCCCGAUCGACUUUGCUGCUGACAAUGAGGUCGUCUUCCAACAAGCCUUGGAUGCUGUGAAGUCGCUGAAGGACGACCCUCUCGUAGGUCCUGUCGAUGGUAUCUGCACCUUCAUCGAGCUAGCCGUGCCCAUGGCUGCUAGGUUGUCAGAGGCCCUAGGCCUCCCUGGUCCUUCGGUCGCGUGUGUCGAUAUUGCUCGUGACAAGCACAAAACUCGUGAUAUAAUGACCGCUAAGGGUCUGCCGUCCAUCAAGAACUUCCUGAUAACCGACCCGGCCCAGCUGGAGGAAGCCGGGGAACACGUUGGGUUCCCAGCAGUGCUCAAGCCUAUCGCUGGAGCCGCCUCUCUCGGUGUCCAGAAGGUGACCGACAUGGAUGAUCUUAGACGUACCUAUGGUGAGCUCGUCAGACUGAUGGCUGGACUGAGGGUCAAAGCUGGUGCCUUGGAGAGAGUGACCAGAGUUCGUGCGGACUCGGCCAUUUCUGAAGUGAUCGAUGGUGAUGGUAUCAAUGCUGAACUCAUCAUCGCCUUAGACAUGAUGCUCGAGGAGUACCUAGAUGGCGACGAGGUGGAUGUGGACUGUAUUUUCUCCGAUGGCGAAUGCAGAUUCUGUUAUGUUAUCGAUAACGGUCCGACGGUGGAGCCUUAUUUCGCUGAGACCUGGGCGGCUCUCCCUUCCCUUCUUCCUGAAGAUAAGGUCCUCGGACUCAAAAACAUGGCUCAGGACGCUGUUGCUGCCAUUGGAUUCACCAACGGAGUCUUCCAUGUUGAAGGCAAGUUCACCAGUCGUGGCCCUCGUUUGAUCGAAGUGAAUGCUAGAAUGGGUGGUGGUCCUACUAGACUCAUCCACACGUAUGUCAGCGGCGUCGACCUAGUUGUUGAACAGCUGCUUAUGACGGUCGGUAUCCCUUCGAGACCGCCUAUUCAGCCCACUGGCAUGUGCAUCGCCUAUUCUUUUGUUGGAGCUCCCAAAUCUGGCGUCGUCAACAGCACGGAGUUUUUGGACAAGUUCCGUGAUAUCCCUGGUAUGAUCCAACUGAGUGCUCUCGUCCACGAUGGAGAAGUUGUCGUUGGACCGGAGGAAGGCAUGCCUAGCUGGAUCGCCGAGAUCGUCGUAGCUCUCAGCGAUGGGCAAGAGGCUAAGGAUUUGGUUAUAAGGACUAGCACUGAAAUAGUCGACGAUUGCUUGUCGAAUAUGUAG